Molecule: messenger RNA, 933 nt
Organism: Ipomoea nil (Japanese morning glory)
Lineage: Eukaryota; Viridiplantae; Streptophyta; Magnoliopsida; Solanales; Convolvulaceae
Exons: 2
Coding region: 1-933 (310 amino acids)
Source: RefSeq, a predicted model, not a curated record
AUGGCUCGACUGUUCCUCGCUUCCUGCCAUGUCUGGAGUUUUCCUAAUUCGACUGAGCUGCCUUGUCCUCCGGCCGUCCUCCCUUCAACUACCGCCGGCGAUGAAGCCUCCGACGCCACGGUCUCCACCACCAUCCCCAAUCCGGCGUACGCGUUCUGGAUCCAGCAAGAUCAAGCGAUCUUGUCGCUCCUCGUCUCUUCCCUUGCAGACGAGGUGAUGUACCUGGCGGUGGGGCGCAACACGUCGCGUGAAGUGUGGCUCUCUGUCACAGCGGCACUGGGAUCAUCCACAAGUGCGCGGUGCCUGAAUCUGAUCGCUCAGUUCCAGAGCUUACGCCAAGGUGACAGUACGCCGGCCGAAUACCUCGGGAGGGCACAGUUGAUCGUCGAAGAUCUAGCCCUGGCCGGUCGUCCGAUGUCCUUAGACGAACAAAGCCUCUACGUCUUCAGAGGUUUACGCCCAGAAUUCCGCGCCAUGGCUGCCUUGUUGGCUGUCACUGGAACUCUGGUAACCAUCCCUCAGUUAUCGGAUUUUCUGCACGCUCAGCAAUUCAUCUUCGCAGACGACUUUCCGGCGAGUGACGGUGCAGCUGUGGGUUCCCCGACGGCGAUGGUGGCGUCCCGAGGUCGCAGACAGAACAACACUGGUGGCUCUGGCGGAUGUCAUCAGUCCAACAAUGGCCAGAAUCGUGGCCGGAACAACGGACGGGGGCGUGGCGGACAAGGUGGCGGACGUGGUGGCCGGACUCCACGUUGUCAGAUAUGCCGCAACUACGGCCACAUCGCAGCCAACUGUUACCACCGGUACAGUGGACAGCCGCAGGCUAACAUGGUUGUUGCCGGAGAUGAUGUGACCACCGCCGGCAGUGACGCUUGGUUCCCCGACACGGGAGCAUCCUCGCAUGCGACUCCAGAUCCGAGCAUGAUCGCAUAA